CAGAAACUCUAGCACAGUGACAGAAGCGCGAGAGGAGAAUGGGAAGGAAGAAGGGGUAUGUGGAGUUCGAUCAACCGCCGCCGGAUGACUUUGAUCCGGCGAAUCCGUACAAGGACCCGGUGGCCAUGCUGGAGAUGAGGGAGCAUCUUGUGAGGGAGAAGUGGAUCGACAUUGAGAAGGCCAAGAUUCUCAGAGAGAAGCUCCGAUGGUGUUAUCGCAUCGAAGGCGUCAAUCACCUCCAAAAGUGUCGCCACCUCGUCAACCAAUACCUCGAAGCCACCCGUGGUGUUGGGUGGGGCAAGGACGGUCGUCACCCCUCUCUCCACGGCCCAAAGGUUGAGCCAGCUGAAUCUGAAUGACUGUAUUAUGGGUAAAUGAAAGUGAGUUUGAUUAACCAACUGAUCACAUUUGCAUAAAUUGCAUACCAGGUGGAGGAAGAGUGCCAAAGUCCCAGUUUACUUUUCUUCUUUUCCCUUACUCAGAUUUGUGGUAUAUCACAGCUGUAUUUGAACCAUAUCUUAGGUUCUCUUUGGCUGGACUACUAGUUUUUUAUUGUUUGGUAGCAUUCAAAUGUGAAAAAAUCUGGACAGGCUUUGAGAAGGAUUCAAGUACAUGAGGUUAUGGAAUAAGUUCCUUUUGGUCCUUGCAAUUCUGCAUGCUUCAUUAAUAAUAACGGAGACUGUAAUCUAGAUUCACUCUGGUUGAUUCCUUAUUAGCACCUGGAAACACCACUCUCAAAUUGCUUCACCAAAUGUUACUAUAUUUGUUAUGAUUCCGGCUCUGUUAUGCUGACUGAUGAGUUAUUGUGAGAUAGAACACCAAAUCCAAUUAAAUGCAGCAACGUAUUAUUAGUGUGUA
This is a messenger RNA of Neltuma alba, 858 nucleotides long. RefSeq names its product NADH dehydrogenase [ubiquinone] 1 beta subcomplex subunit 10-B-like. Gene Ontology annotation, cellular component: respiratory chain complex I. Bases 39 to 359 code for a protein of 106 amino acids. The transcript has 3 exons. Lineage: Eukaryota; Viridiplantae; Streptophyta; Magnoliopsida; Fabales; Fabaceae. The record is from RefSeq and is a predicted model, not a curated record.